UAUGUUGUUGAAGAUGGCUUCCCAACAGUUGCUGGGUGUGUUCAUUUUGACGACCUUUCUGCUGUUCACAGGUUGUCAUUCACACAAGCCAGCAUGUGGCAGAGUUUCAUCCAAAAAGACAAAUGGAGCUAAGGAUUCUUCUCCAGGAAGGUGGCCCUGGCAAGUCCUGUUGAAACAACACGGGUUCUUCUAUUGUUCAGGAUCCCUGAUCACCGACGAGUGGGUGCUUACCCAUAGAUACUGCUUGUAUAACCUGGACAAUACCACUGCUCACCUGGGAGUGGAAAUACAGACAAAGAACAAAGAUAGCUCUGAUGAAGAUGAAAUCUACGAGGAGACACGAUCUAUUGUCGAUAGUGAGUGCCAUCGUACACAUGGACAAGAUUACUUCGACACCAGUGACCUUUGUCUCCUCAAGUUGUCUGAACCUGUUGAACUGGACGAGGACAUACAGCCAGUCUGCUUGGCCUCGGCAAGCAGCACCUUAUUCGAUGGGACCACCAGCUGGUUUGCUGGUUUUACCCAAUACGAUGAAAAUUAUUCACCUACCAUGCUAAAGGAGAUAGCGACGCCAAUUGUGGGCACCAAGCGCUGUGCAUGCAACUAUGGUCACUACGUUGGGUCGACAGAGAAUUUAGUAUGUGCUGGAGAAAUGGAAGAAUGUCCGUUGUAUCAAAGCAUGGGGGGACCAUUGGUGAACAAAAAAGAUGACUUCUGGGUCCAGAGUGCAGUCAUGGUAUCUCCUGGUCACUGUGGAGAUGCUCAGUUCCCAGGAUUCUACACCCGUGUGUCUGAGUACCAAGAAUGGAUAAGUGAUGUCGUCAGGGGUGGCAUGAGACCAGAGUUUGUUACCUUCAAGUCACCGGACCUCGUCGAUAAAGAUGUGUUUUUCAUUUGUCCCAGCUUACAUGAAAGUGUAUUUGACAAUGGUGAAACCCUCAGCAGCAUCACUCACGUCUUCUCUCUGUCUCUUCUGGUUUUGCUCCAGGUUUUUUUCAGCUUUGUUGGAAUGUAAAGGUAGUUUCUUUACUCAAUAAUGGAGGUGUUUUAAAAAAGCUUUUUAAGUUCUUACCAGUAUAAUGUUCUACUUCCACUUUACUCGCGAGAAUUUCAUUUCUUUUAAGUGAUUCUGUAAAUCGGCUUUGAAUUGAAACUGUCCACGUGGAUGAUGUGGGAACAUAUGGAGGAAUAUUCUUUGUAAACAUUUAGGUUUGCCUUCAUAGAUCAUCACAAUAGCUUUAGUUAAAACACAUUUUUAAUGUUGCCCUAUUGCUAAAUUGUUGCGAUUGGCUAAACUUUGAUUAAAUUACUAUAUAAUGUAAAAA
Molecule: messenger RNA, 1325 nt
Organism: Oryzias latipes (Japanese medaka)
Lineage: Eukaryota; Metazoa; Chordata; Actinopteri; Beloniformes; Adrianichthyidae
Product: chymotrypsin-like protease CTRL-1
Biological process (GO): proteolysis
Molecular function (GO): serine-type endopeptidase activity
Source: RefSeq, a predicted model, not a curated record